This is a messenger RNA of Oreochromis niloticus (Nile tilapia), 1939 nucleotides long. It is a transcript of the gene ccs, whose product is annotated as copper chaperone for superoxide dismutase. Gene Ontology annotation, biological process: superoxide metabolic process. The record is from RefSeq and is a predicted model, not a curated record. Lineage: Eukaryota; Metazoa; Chordata; Actinopteri; Cichliformes; Cichlidae. The transcript is spliced from 8 exons. The coding region runs from base 50 to 1036 and encodes 328 amino acids. Gene Ontology annotation, molecular function: copper ion binding.
GGACACUUGGCGGCAGCAACGGGCGGGACGUCACUCUGACCUCACAAACAUGGCGGCGCCCAUUAGCAAACAUUGUAUUUCCGUUUCUCGAAAAGUGGGAAGUUUUCUGUUUAAUUCAGUGUUUAUUGCCCAGGCGGCGCACUGUUCUAACAACAUGGACUCUCAGAGGCCCAGUAAGCUGGAGUUUGCGGUGCAGAUGACAUGUGAAAGCUGCGGGGAGAAAGUCAGAGCAGCUCUGGAGGGCAAACCAGGCGUGAACUCGGUCAGUAUCGAUGUCGGUAAGGAGCAGGUGCUGGUGGAAUCUGCUCUGACCAGUGCAGAAGUGCAGGCCCUGAUAGAGAGCACAGGACGGAGGGCCGUGCUGAAGGGCAUCGGAGGAUCAGAGCAAGAUCUGGGUGCAGCGGUGGCCAUGUUAGCCGGUGCCGGAUCGAUUCAGGGGGUGGUGCGUUUCCUGCAGCUGUCUGAGGAACGCUGCCUGAUUGACGGGACCAUUGACGGGUUGGAGCCCGGACCCCACGGCCUCCACGUUCACACGCUGGGGGACCUCACACUGGACUGCCUCAGUUGUGGAGAGCACUAUAACCCCUUUGGGAGACAACACGGCAGUCCAGAGGACUCCGACAGGCAUGUCGGCGAUCUGGGAAAUAUCAUCGCUGGACCAGACGGGAGAGCCUCAUUUAGACUGGAGGACGGUCAGCUUAAGGUGUGGGAUGUGAUUGGUCGAUCACUGGUUGUGGAUGCAGGGGAGGACGACCUGGGUCGAGGAGGUCACCCUCUCUCCAAACAGACUGGGAACUCUGGAGAAAGGCCCACUUGUCAACAAAUCAGCAUUCAGACUCCACCCACCCCCACAAACCACUCCUCUAUGACUGCAACAUCUCUCCAAACCUGUGUGAGAGAGAGAAACCCCACAAAGCAGCUGGACUACACCACCUGUCUCCAUCCACACCUGUCUCCAGAGUCACCUUCAGCACCUCAGUGGAGACUUGUCAUGUGCCAGCCUGCUUCAAAGCCUCCACCAUUACUCCUGUGCUGAGUCCAUCCUCACCUCCAUGAUUACCAUCUGGUGCUCAAGGACAGAGGCUGAUGGCAGCGUGGCAUCUGUUCCACCGAGAGGGCGAUUCGGUGCAAACAGCCUUCUCUUCAAGACCCUGCAUGCCUCCGGGACCCGAGGCAGGCAACAAAGAUGGCUCCUGUCCCUCCCGCAUUGGUCAUAGAGUUUUUGAGUCGUACCAUGUGCCUAAAAUAAUAUUUGCAUAUCCAAAUGACAUGUGUAUAUAAGAGCUGUUAUUUCUGUUAUUAGUAACGAGAGGAGGAGAAACAGAUUUGUCAGACUGCUGUAAAUUUCCUGGCCACCUGUAGACUGUCUGCUAGUUUUAUUAAAGCCCUCUAAUAUUAAACGCUCUACUCUGCAGCACUCGAAGCUUUAUACAACGUGCCUCCAUCACUCAUUCACACCCAUACAAGCACUUUUUUUUUCGCCUAAGUGCUUUCUAACAUUCACACUUCAGUGAAUGCAUCGGAGAGCAACUUAGGGGGGUCAGCAUCUUCAGUAUUUUGCCCAAGGAUACUUUGGCAUGUAAAGAGGAGCAGCCAGGGAUCAAACCACCAACCUUCUAAUUAGCCGACGGCUGCUGUAGCUUCUGAACUACUCUUAAUAGCUGGGUAACUCCUGCAGUCUGUCAGUGUUACAGAGGUCAUCCGCACCUUUGUUCAAGACCAGGAAAUGUUUGUUUUCACUGACUGACUAGUGUUUGAUUACUGCCAUCGCCCAGUUCUGUGCCAGUAAUCCUUUCACCUAGAUAUCAGUCAUGGCCACAGCACUAACUCAGUGUUUUUGUGAUUAAUUAACUCAAAACUUAAAUAAUGAAAAGUGCAAUGUGAUGUAACACUGGUAUCAAAAUUAUUAUUUCAGGCACUCUAAGUUGGUCAACUAUAG